Messenger RNA from Triticum turgidum subsp. durum (durum wheat), 1224 nucleotides. Lineage: Eukaryota; Viridiplantae; Streptophyta; Magnoliopsida; Poales; Poaceae. The record is from the annotation of a GenBank genome assembly.
AUGCCGGCGUCGCCUCUCCCUCUGGCUGUUGCACCGCCCGGCCGCGUGUCGUUGAACCACCAGGUUCCCCGUGCCGCGUGUGCCCUCUGCUCCGGACUAUUCUGCGCUGAGUCGCCUCGUCGGUCUGAUUUCUUUACUGCAAGCCACAUCCUCUACAUCCAAGCUGGCCUUCAGCUUCAGUACGGCGGAAGUCGCCUCCGCCAUGAGCCGCCCUUGCCGACCUCACACCGAGUCCCCGUUGUUCUUGCUGCCAAAGCCGCCCUGGCCUCGACUCCGAUCCGCCGCCUGUCCAAGCGCACCUCGCCUAGCCGUCUGAGUCGCGUCGAGCCGGCCUCGCCCCUGCUUCCAGUCACCACCUCAAGUCACCAUCACCGCGGCCUCUCCCGCCGCGUCGAGCCGACGUGGCCAGCUUUAAGCCACCCAGCCUCGCGACCGCCUCAACUGUGGCCUCGCGCCUCCGACUUGAGCGCAGCCUUGCCGCCUCGCUGUUGCGGCGAGCCGCCGUCGCCCUCGCGCUUUGUCUCCGCUGAGAACGACGUCAAACCUGCCUGUCCGAGCCACGGUCUUCGCUCGAGUCACUGGGUCUCCGCACUUCGUUCAGCCCACAGUCGCGGUUCCACCUCGCGCCGUUUGUCCGCCGCAGUUGCCUCGCGCCUCAAGUAUCGCCGGUCUACCGUUUGCCUCUGCUCCUCCGGCCGCCAAGCUACCCGACUCUUUUUCCGUUCUGCCACCAUGGCUGCUGUAUACAUGGUCACAAGGGCGAGGGUAGAAGCUAGUGCUAGUUAUGAAGCAUGCAUACGGCCAACCUCGAUUUCAUAUGAACCACUCAACGGCUAUCAAUGCAAUUACCUACUGCUGCAACACACGAGGAGCAGAGAAACAAAAACACAUGGACAAGGUUAUGUGCUCAUCACUCUAAGGCCGCUAUGUACGGGACGUCAAAAGUACUAUGUUUACACUGGAUGGGUUGCAACAUUAUCAAGUGUCACCGCAAUGAUCAUCAACUUCACGGUGGAUAAAUAUCAGGUGAAAUCCAUCCGGAUGGGGUUAAUAUAUCAUUGCGAUUUGAAGGACUCAUACCGGUUUAUAUCACGGUCAAAUAUGGAGAGUCUCAAGACAACUCCUCGAGUAGUCUUAAGACUCAGGGGCUACAAUGACAUGACUCGGGAACUCCAGGUCAUUGGGGGAAUGAUAACCCGGUUCCGGAGGACACCGCCAUAUUGA